Messenger RNA from Cylindrotheca closterium, 1599 nucleotides. The record is from the annotation of a GenBank genome assembly. Lineage: Eukaryota; Bacillariophyta; Bacillariophyceae; Bacillariales; Bacillariaceae.
AUGUCAGGUGACAAGAGGACUGGAGGUAUUGCUUGGGCUGGAAGUUUAGUGGGAUCGGAAAAUCCCAAAAGCUUGGGUUACCGGUAUUCCAAUCCAGCAAAGCGAUAUCGAAAAGACGGCGAAAAUGAGGAAGAACAUAAGCUACCAACAAAUCUUGUCAUUCAAUUUCGAAAUCGACAAGGAGAAGAGUUGGCGGACAAUCUGGACGUCCCUACGGGAUCAUCUGUUGACGAUUUACAAGCUUUGAUCCGCUCGCUUUUGGAGCAACAAGGCGAUGGCGAUAAUGCAAAGAUACCCUACUCGUUCUAUGCCAAAGUGGAAAAGAACGGAGUCCUUGACGACGUUGAAAUCACGCAUCGGUUAUCUGACUUUUUGAAUGAAAACAAAGUUUCCACUGAAGAUGUUUUGCAAUUGACCUACCAGCCGUUGGCUGUCUUUCGAGUCCGACCGGUAACAAGGUGUACUGACACAAUGCCGGGCCAUACAGAAGCCAUUCUUCACGUUUCAUAUAGUCCCGAUGGAAAGCACCUUGCCAGUGGAGGAGGAGAUACAACAGUUCGUUUCUGGGAUGUGAAUACAAGUCUGCCCAAACAUACUUGCAAACAACACAAAAAUCACGUAUUGUGUACAGCUUGGUCGCCCGAUGGAACCCGAUUCGCAAGUUGUGACAAGAACGGAGUGUUGAUUCUAUGGGACCCAACCAAUGGCAAGCCAAUUUUCUCCAAAAAGGCACAUCGCCAGUAUAUUAGCAGUCUUUCCUGGGAACCAAUGCAUCUAAACGGCGGCAAAUGUGAGCGACUAGUCACAAGCUCAAAAGACUCGACGUGCAAAGUCUGGAACGUUCGCACCCAGCAAUGUCUAUUGACCUUGAGUGGCCACACAGACAGUGUCGAAUGCGUUCGAUGGGGCGGAGAAGGCUUUUUAUAUUCUGCGAGCCGAGACCGAUCCAUUAAAGUCUGGACCAUGAAGGAUGGGGACGUACCGGGAAAGUUGGUCCGCAGUCUGAAAGGACACAGUCAUCGAGUCAACACAUUGGCACUCUCUAGCGAUUACAUCUGCCGAACAGGACCUUUCGAUCACCGCGGUACUCCUUUUGCCUCGCGAGAAGAAGGAUUCCAAGCAUCAGUAGAAAAGUACAAGAAUUUUAUUCAGCAGGGGCACGAGCGAUUGGUUUCGGGAAGUGACGAUUACACGCUAUUCCUGUGGCAUCCAACCCAAGAAAAGCACCCAAUUAAGCGGCUCACUGGACAUCAACAAGCAGUCAACCACAUUGCCUUUAGUCCAGAUGGUCGUUAUUUUGCCUCUGCAUCCUUUGACAAGAAGGUCAAGCUGUGGAAUGGGUUUUCUGGAGACUUCUUGAACACAUUGACUGGUCAUGUCGGCCCUGUCUAUCAAGUAGCAUGGAGUUCUGAUUCUCAAUACCUAGUGAGUGCUAGCAAAGACAGUACCGCCAAACUGUGGGAAGUUCCAACUGGCAAACGAGCAAGAGCAACACUCCCAGGUCACGCCGACGAAGUAUUUGCCCUUGAUUGGAGCCCCAAUGGCGCUAGUGUUGCCACGGGUUCUAAAGAUCGAACAAUCAAGAUAUGGAAGUGUUAA